AGUGUACCAAACAUUCCCUAUAUUGCGAUAACAAUCAUAUAAAUACUUAUUAUGUUCUAUGCUUGGUGUAACCAGGUCCCAUCUACCUUCCUUGGAAUUGUAAGCAUCCACACCUUUGUAGCUCACCAGGUGCAAUUUUCCGUCAAACCUUACGAUUUUGUAGUGAAAGUCGUGUUUUGUCUCGCUGCAAGGGACAGACAAAGGAUCCCAAGUUUGUGUAUUUGUGUCAAACACUUGGAACGUCAUGGAGUCGCCAUCUUUGCAUCUUCCUGAUACAUAUAUCUUUUCAUCAAGAACGCAAGCAGUACAUGACAUUAGCUUCACCCGCAACCUAGGGCCCUCGUGCCACGUGUUAGACGUGCAAUACAGAAUCUAGACGCUAGAGGAAGGCAAUUCAUAUCCGCCAAUGUUGUAGAUACUAGAACAAACCGACACAAUGCUCGAAGAAGAUGACUCAAGAGGAGUAUGUGGAAAUGGGACUGUAGCCAAAACAUACCCACUUGACUUUAGGGUUCCAGUAUGUUUACGGAAAAGAGUAAACCACCUCGGUUUCUCAUCUUAAGGAUUUAACUUUAAGCACACAUAGAGACAACUCUCCGUGCGGUCCAAGAGUGAUCGGGUCUUGUAAAGCUCCGGUGAAGCUAUGAGAGAUCGAAAGCUCUUGGAGACGAGGGAGAGAGCCGGAUAAUACAAUCUUGAGACCCGUGCGACGCAGCUCAAUAUCAAAUCAUCGGGAAGUGACGGAUUAGGGUUCGUUUGCGACUGCAUCGUGUACCGCUUCUUCUCCAACUUUGCAGAGAACUUCAAGGAUCGGUCUUUAUAAAGAAAUUUCCAAAACCGGCUCACGUCUUUGCUUAAGGAAAAACCGGUUCAACUUUCCAUAGUCAAUAGAAUCCGAACCGCCAAUUGAUUUUGAUUGUUGACCGGGUUUAGUAGACCGAAUUUAGAAUAGGUGAACCGUGGCCAGAAUUUUGGCGGCCGAUACACUUCUUUACCUCAGCCUCACAUUACUACUCUCACAAAAGAUACACAGAGAGAGAAGAGAAGAGGAAGAAAAUGGGAUCUAUAACGGUAGCUCCGGGAACCACCGUCUUAUUCUCCAGUCGGCGGCUAGAUCUUUGCGGUCGUCGCCAUGAGAAUCUAUCCGUCGUUUCGUCCUCACAACCGUCUCUGAUGCCAAAGCAGAGAUGGCUUUAUAUUCCCGAGACGAGGUUGAAAAGAGAGGUUUUAAAGCUCGAUGUCGUCGGAAGAGCUGCUGAUUCCACGAGCUCUUCUCCAUCAGUAGCUUCCGGUGAUAGAACCUUAAUUCCUGAUGAUGAAUUCACUUUAGCCAAGAUUUCAUUUGGUGUUAUUGGGCUAGGUCUCGGGGUUUCGCUACUCUCGUAUGGUUUUGGGGCCUAUUUUACUAUCCUUCCUGGAACUGAGUGGUCUGCUAUAAUGCUAACAUAUGGAUUUCCCCUUUCUAUUAUCGGAAUGGCUCUUAAGUACGCAGAACUCAAACCAGUUCCUUGCUUGAGCUAUUCGGAUGCGGUGAAGCUUAGAGAAAGCUGUGCUACUCCUAUUUUAACGCAGGUUAGAAAUGAUGUCACGAGAUACCGUUAUGGAGAUGAACAACAUUUGGAAGAAGCACUAAAACGAAUCUUUCAAUAUGGGCUGGGAGGAGGAAUCCCGAGACGUAGUGCACCUAUCUUACAGCUGAUAAGGGAAGAGGUCCUGACCGAUGGUCGGUACUGUGUGGUCCUUGUAUUUGAGGCCAAAGCUCUGACGUUGUCAGAUUUUGAAAAAAGACAGGCGAAAUUCACUUCCUUCUUUGGACCAAACAUCACGGCAGAAGUCGGUAAAGGAGAAAGUGAGAAUCUCUAUGAAGUAAGACUGAUUUCCAACCUCUCCACCAACUCUGUAUCUUCUACCUCUUGAACAUAGACAAUCAUGUAUACGGCGACGUUUUCAGUCAAUGUUAUUUUGGUCUUGUAAAUCAAUUCUAUAUAAUUAUCCUAUGUAUAAAAAGUUCAUACUAUUUACAGAAAUGGGAAUUGGAACUAGCCUUGUCGAAUGGUAAUACGGUCGGAAGGGGACAAGCUACGAUUGCAACG
Molecule: messenger RNA, 2093 nt
Organism: Arabidopsis thaliana (thale cress)
Lineage: Eukaryota; Viridiplantae; Streptophyta; Magnoliopsida; Brassicales; Brassicaceae
Gene: APE1
Product: acclimation of photosynthesis to environment
Exons: 9
Coding region: 1057-1917 (286 amino acids)
Source: RefSeq, marked reviewed